CGGCAUUCCGUUGCAGCACCAUAAAGCGCAGCAUGGCGACGAGCUUCUUUGACGACGCCGGGAAAGGCCAGCUCAGCUACUACCUCCCGACAACCGAGACGCCGCCUCCAUCCCUCCAUGGCCUCCGAAAGACCAACCAAUGCCGCUUCGAGGGUGGCUGUUCCAAGUAUGCCCAAGCAGGUGGCAUGUGCAUCGCCCAUGGCGGUGGCCGGCUUUGCACCGUCGCCACGUGCCCACAGUUCGAUACGCGCACGUGUAAAAAACAUGGGGGAACGAAAAAGUGCAUGCUGCCCGACUGCACGAACGCUGCCGUCGGCAAAGCGCGAGUCUGCUGCAAGCAUGGCGGUGGGCGCAAGUGCCAGACGGAAGGUUGCACCAAGUACGACGCCGGCAAAGGCUUCUGCCUUGGUCAUGGUGGUGGCCGGCUCUGCAAACAGGACAACUGUCCGAAGAAGCAAUAUCGCCAAGGGUUGUGCUACGAGCACACCACCAAACCCAUGUGCAAGCACGAGGGCUGCCCGCGCUUGGAUCUCGGCAAAGGCUUCUGCAAGACGCACGGUGGCGGCUACACGUGUAAGGCCGAAGGCUGCACGAAGAAGGACAAAGGGGGUGGGUUUUGCAUCGCUCACGGCGGUGGCACACGCUGCCGGUCGCCCGGGUGCAACAAGGUGAACCGCGGCGGCGGCUUUUGCAAAGCCCACGGUGGCGGCAAAAAGUGCCAAUUUACAGAGUGCAGCGAGUGGGUCCUGAACGGCGGCUUCUGCAAAACGCAUGGCGGCGGCGCAGGCAAGCGCUGUUCGGUCAAGGGCUGCCUGAAGUUCAACCAAGGAGGCGGUUUUUGCCUUGCGCACGGCGGGGGCGUCAACUGCUCCGUUGAGGGCUGCACAAAGAAACAGACGCGGUUUGGGCUCUGCUGUGCACAUGGUGGCAAGGCCCGGUGCAAGGUCCCACAGUGCGAAAAAGCUGUUCAGACCAAAGGUCUUUGCAAGGCCCAUGGUGGUGUCAAACCUUGCAGCGCCCCCGAGUGCACGAGGCAGGCCAAGAGCCGGGGUUUCUGUAUCAACCAUGGCGGCGGCCAGCAGUGCAAAGCGGCCGAGUGUCACAAGACUCAGCGGGGCGGUGGUUUUUGCAAGGCUCACGGCGGUGGCCAAAAGUGCAGUCACGCCGCGUGUACCAACUGGGCGAUCAACGGCGGUCAGUGCGAUGACCAUCCGGCGGUACUGCCAAUGACGCCGUCGGGAGGACUGCUCUUUCCACGCACCAACGCGGCCCCUGCAUCGCAACUGGCAGCAGCGCCGUUCCCAGCGUUCCAAAACGUCAUCCACCCGGCGCUCGUGCAGUAUUCAACGGCCAUUUCGAUUCUGAACCCGGCAGAAACUCCAACGGCAUCGACUUCGGCCAAUACGCUGACCAACCUUCUCGACACGAUGCAGCUACCCCCGUACAUGUACCACCCGCUGCCGUCGCUGCGGUCCUCCGAUGCCCUCCUCUUCAGCGACGCCACAACGCCCGAAAAAGAGGCACCCCGCACAACGAGCGCAAACCGCCUUCAGCACCAGCUCAACCCUAUGGCAGACGACGACGACGAUCCGCACGAGUCGCGACUCAACCAAGACGCUGCCGUUGCCAUGACCUCCUUGUGGUAGAAUUUACGAUGAGAGCUCUGUCGAAAGUCGAAAAAAGCGUUGCAGUGUACGUGUGUUGACGUUUAUU
Molecule: messenger RNA, 1713 nt
Organism: Saprolegnia diclina VS20
Lineage: Eukaryota; Oomycota; Saprolegniomycetes; Saprolegniales; Saprolegniaceae
Exons: 12
Coding region: 33-1646 (537 amino acids)
Source: RefSeq, a predicted model, not a curated record